CGAAAAGAAGGGCUUAUACAACGAAAUAUACCCGGCCACCUUCUGCUCACAUUUAUCAACUACUUGAUCUGAUUUAUCAAGGAUCCGAACGCACAAUAAAGGCCCUCUUGCCCUCUCGCAUCAUGCCGGCACCCACAGCCCUCAAGAAGGCGGAAAGCACCCCGCUUGUCGCAGAUGUGCCAUCACCAGCUCAGGACAAUGACCAGGAGUUUCUCCUAGACGCACCAGAUGCUGCAUCGGCCGAUGCUGAAGUCAUGGUACCAGAAGCCGCGGACGCAGAGAAUAGCAUGGCUAUUGAUGAAGAGGGACGACCUCGCUUCGCACCAGCCAAAGAUAUUGACCCCAUGAUGAGAGUCGAAACACGAAAAGUACCCAUACCACCACAUCGGAUGACGCCAUUAAAACAGGCGUGGCCUUCCAUCUAUCCUCCCAUUGUGGAGCAUCUGAAACUACAGUGCCGUAUGAACAUUGCGCGGAAAACAGUCGAGCUGAGGACUUCUAAAUCCACUACGGAUUCCGGUGCGCUACAGAAGGGCGAGGACUUUGUCAAGGCUUUCACUCUUGGAUUUGAUGUCGACGAUGCCAUUGCUCUCCUGCGACUGGACGACCUUUAUAUCGAAACCUUCGAAAUCAAGGAUGUGAAGACGGUCCAUGGAGAUAGCCAGAGCCGUGCUAUCGGUCGAAUCGCUGGCCACCAGGGAAAGACGAAGUUUGCCAUUGAGAAUGCUAGCCGAACAAGAAUUGUGCUGGCCGAUUCGAAGAUUCACAUUCUGGGAGGUUUCAAGAACAUUCACAUGGCUCGUGAAUCCGUUGUUAGCUUGAUUCUCGGAAAGCCCCCAGGCAAGGUUUACGGCAAUCUGAGAACUGUUGCUGCCAGAAUGAAGGAGCGUUUCUAAGUUGGUUGGACAAGCAUCUGCGGUACUCUUGGCGUUCAGGUGGUGGGAUAAUCAUGAUUCAUGUCUUUUGGCGGAUUUGGUGGUCUAUAUAUGUCGGAAUUGUUUUUCUGCAUAGCUUUUGAAAUAGCAUUUCACCCCAGCUUGAUGGAUCUGCUGAAUGAUGCGGUCCAAGAAGGGGGAUAUAGACAGUAAUUCACGCGCCUCAACAAGUGGCAAAUGAAUUUGAAAGAAAAGCUCUUUUUUUUAACC
Molecule: messenger RNA, 1145 nt
Organism: Trichoderma virens Gv29-8
Lineage: Eukaryota; Fungi; Ascomycota; Sordariomycetes; Hypocreales; Hypocreaceae
Exons: 3
Coding region: 123-896 (257 amino acids)
Cellular component (GO): nucleolus
Molecular function (GO): RNA binding
Source: RefSeq, a predicted model, not a curated record